UAUGUUAAUUAAAUUAUAAAACGACCCAUGCUAUUCGAAAGAUGGUGGGCUGCCUCCUACCGCCCUCUGCACAAAACGACAUUUGUGAUUGUGGGCAGAAAAAUAAUUGUAGUAGUGUACCAGCAGGUAGCAGCCAAACGACAUUUGCUGAUAAAUAAAUGAUAUAUUAGCAAUACAUAAUUAUUUAUCUAUUUCCCCUCAACUUCCACUCUCUAAUUCUGUUCCUACUUAUGUGGAUAGUGCUCAGUAGUCUGUUACUAGCACUCCGACUCUGUCUCUCAAAGACGUGUAUAUUAGUUACAUUAUCAUCAAUGAGAAGAUCAUCAAGGAUUCUCUCUAUUCUAAAAUCUGCUAAUCCUAACAUGGUAUCAGAGCUAGCUACGAUCAGCUAGAAUCGAUCCAUCCCUCAUCUUCUUUUUUUCUCUCUUCUCUCUUCUCAUAUCGGCCUUAUGUUCUCCCCUGUUUUUUCACCAUGACCAGCAGUUCAAUCACUGACGGCGCCAACAACGGAUUUUCAAGUUCAGAGAUCCAAAUCGUCACUUUCAAUCCGGCCGCCCAACUUCCUCUCAAGCUCACGCCGACGAACUUUGCGUCCUGGCGAUCUCAACUCGAAACCCUUCUUAUGGGUCUCGAUUUAUCUGGCUACAUUGAUGGUACCUCCAUCGCUCCACCUCAAUUGAUUACGGUGGAUGCUGCUGUUAUCUCCAAUCCUGCCUAUCGGAACUGGUUCAGGCAAGAUAAAUUAAUCCUCCAUGCCUUGCGUUGUUCCAUUGACGAAUCCAUUUAUUCGUUUGUUUCUGCCGCCGCGACUGCUCGUGAUGCGUGGCUAAUUCUGGAAAAGCUCUAUGCUAGCAACGCCCAGUCGCGUAUCAUUCAUUUGAAGGGGAAGCUUGCUAAAACAAUCAAGGGAAAUAGGGAUAUUCUCACCUUUGUGAAUGAGUUGAAAACUACGGCGGCUGAACUUGCUAUCAUUGAUGAGCCAGUCAAAGACAUCGAUCUGGUUGUUCAUUGCAUCCGCGGUCUGGGAGAGGAAUAUAAAUCUUUCUCUGCUGCAGUUCGUGCACGAGGCCCUGGCCUGACUCUUGAAGACCUUGUUGAUUCCCUCGUCGAAUAUGAGGCCGACCUCAAGGCGCAGCAGCAAUCCUCUGUUCCGACGGUCUUCUACACUCAAGGGCAGGACACGGCGGCUCCUCCCAUCCGCGGUCUCAUCGUGGCGGCCAUCCGUCGCAGCACCAGGUCUACUCUCCUCAUGGCGCACCAGGUCUACUUCAGCGGACUCCAAGCCCAGUCCGCCCUUUCUUCUCCGGCCCAUCAUCUCCUGGCGAAUUCUCUAGCCACUCUCCUCGUCGGGCCCGACUAAUAUGUCAGUACUGUGAAAAACCUGGGCAUACAGUGCGCCAGUGUUUUCAGCUUUUCCCACCGGCCCGUCCGACUCUCCAGCGUCCUCCGCCGGCCCAAGCCCAUUUCACUGCGGCUGCCUCUCCUCUAAUCCCUUCUGAUGGCAGUCCCUCUUCAGCACCCACUCCUUGGUUGAUGGAUUCGGCUGCCUCCCAUCACGUUACUGCCGAUCUGGGAAAUUUAUCUCUAUAUUCCGACUAUACCGGGCCUGAUGAAAUACUUGUCGGCGAUGGCACAGGUUUGCGGAUUAGUCAUAUUGGUUCUUCUCACCUAUCCACUGGCUCCCACUCUCUUUCUCUUCAUGAUGUUUUACAUGUUCCUGCUAUCACCAAACAUCUUAUUUCUGUGGCCCAAUUGUGUCGUACUAAUCCAGUCUCUGUGGAAUUCUUUGCCACGUAUUUUGUUGUGAAGGAUCUUCGCACGGGGGCGCCGCUGUUGAGAGGGGAAAAUCGAGGUGAUGUGUAUGAGCUGCCGCCAGCCACAGGACCAGUUCGCAUGGCGCUAGUUACAACCCGCACUUCCACAAAUUCAUGGCAUUCACGUCUUGGUAAUCCUUCUGCUCAUUCUCUGCGUAGUCUUCUUCGUUCUCAUUCUCAUCCCGUUUCAGACUCCACUUCUCUUAGUCAUUGUGAUGCUUGUCUAUCCAAUAAAUCUCAUAAACUUUC
Messenger RNA from Linum trigynum, 2063 nucleotides. NCBI's taxonomy places the organism in Eukaryota, Viridiplantae, Streptophyta, Magnoliopsida, Malpighiales, Linaceae. The record is from the annotation of a GenBank genome assembly.